CUCUCUGGACUGGCGUCAUGCCGUCUCCUAGCUUCCCACCUUCUCUCCGCAUCCCUCCUUUUCUCUUUCUCCGCCUACCCUCCUCUCUCCCCUGCUUUCUCUAGUUGAUUCCGCUGUGUUUUCUCCUCUCUCUCUCUCUUUCACCAGUUUCUCUUGCUGGUCUCUUUGGCUUCAGAUGGAAAGGCAAGAUCUGGAUAAGCAAUCUGGUGCGGAAACCUCCUUGGUUCCUCCGGAAGCUUUUAAUCCAGAUCCGGGGAGUUACAUCAGCAUGCAGAGCUUGUCCAUCCAGGAUCCCGAGGUUCUCCAUAUUCAGGUUCAUCAAGAAAAAGAUGAUUAAGGGCUUGGAGGGACAAUUAUCAGGGUAUAUCUCAGCUUUCAAGAUACAUAUUUGUUGCUCACUUUCAGUCUUUGGAAAGCGGCUAUGUUUGUGUUUAUGCGUCAGCCUUGGAGUAUGGGUUCAGAUAAUCUGUUGAUUGAGUUCAUGGAUCCGGAGGACCAUAACAAAGAUAUUCAGGAUUAUAAAUUUGAUACUAUCUUUGUUACGGUCCGGAUCUACGGUGUUCCUCCUCGCUUCCGUUCACAACAGCUCUUGCAAAAGCUUCUGGGUACUUUGGGUCAAGUUUCAGAGUUUCAUCCUUUUAGUCAGGCCAUGCUUUAUGCUAAAUCAGAUUAUAUGUGGGGAACUAUAAAGAUGGCAGUAGCUAGUCCAGUUCAAGACAAAAUAUGGGUUUCAUUUCCUACAAAUUUGGCAGGUUGGGUCUAUCUCUUCUAUGAAAGAAUUGGUCGCAUUUGCACCUUCUGUGGAGUGAUGUUCCAUACUGUUCAGCACUGCCCUACUAGAAAUAAUCUGCUCAUUUCUAGGCAAAGGUUGCAUAUUGAAUUAGAUCAAAUUCCUUCUGAAAGGUUGGGACAAUGGAUGAAUAAUGCGGAGCUUAUCCCAAUGCAGUCUGCUAUUGCUACACAGGAACAUGAAGCGGUCUUCUCAACUUUUCUGAAUCCUCAGUUGAUCAGAUUACAGAAGCAGUCUAUGGAAGAUGUUAAGGGUAAAGCUAAUGUUCCUACUGAAGAAGAGUGUGCAGAAGUUGUUCCUAAAGAGUUGUCUUUAAGGAAAAUUAACAUGCAAAUCCAGAUGAUGCAGCAGGGAAACUCCUCCAAAGAUGCAGGUCAGCAGCAGGUUCAGGAAAGAGUUUCUGCAUCUCACCUCCUUCGGAGUACUGUUCAUGGUCAAAGUGGUGAGCACAGUUCUUUACCACCGGCUACCUUACCCACUGCAGUUAAUUCUGAGACAGGGAUAGGGCGGUGCAUUAACGCGGGAGACAGAGCUCACCUGCCAACCUCUUUGUCUGUCCCAGCUCUCUCGGGUGAUGCAAAUCAGUCAGGCCCACUGUCUCAGUUUCUGAUGAGUCCCCCGUGCGCUCCUGGACAAGAGUUAUAGCAGGGUCAGUCUGGUACUUUAAUUCCGCCACCUCUAGUUAUCCCUCCUUCUUCAACCCUGGAUACCCUUCGUCACAACGAACCUGCAAAUCCUAUUUCUCCACCAAAUUUGUCCACUCUGCAUACUCCUCUAACUUCGCAGUGCUGCACUACUCCUGCUAUCCCUGCCACUAUGGAGGACAAAAUACCAGGUACAAAUGGGAACAUUAGUCUUCCCCUUCACCCUAACUCCCCUCCUAGGUCAGCCCGGUGCCUGCCUCCUUCUCCUUCAACGCUUAGCCCCAAGCAUCCUCUGGCUGCUAUCCCAAAUCCGCUUCUGCCGCCGCCGAAGAGACUUGUCCUGACGGGAUCAGGAUGAUUACGUAGUUAGCUCUAGGGGAAGCCUGCCAAUCAGUCGAUCUGUUGUGGGUCCGGUCCGCCCCGCAUCUCAGCCUACUCCGACCCUCGGCUCUGGGUCGGGCUUGAUAGGAGCGCCUCCGCUCGGAUUCUCCCCCUCUCCCCUGUGCCUGCUGGUGGUCCCCUGGCUACCCCCCGAACGCGCUUCGGUGGAUCUGCAGCUGCUUGCCGCGCCGGCGGCUCUCUCUCAAGAGUCAGACCAGUUGCUCGCCUUGGUGGAGAUGCAUCACACACGGGGCGCCGCCAUCAAUUUGGAGUUAGCAAAUGGGAUGUUCCUCCAACCGGGUGACCUGGAGAUAUGCGUCCCGUUUUCAACCAGUUUCGUCGCCGUAGCUAUGGUGCUACCUCGCACCGUAAUGUAUACUA
Triticum aestivum (bread wheat) is the source of this 2196-nucleotide messenger RNA. RefSeq lists its product as uncharacterized. The record is from RefSeq and is a predicted model, not a curated record. The transcript has 2 exons. NCBI's taxonomy places the organism in Eukaryota, Viridiplantae, Streptophyta, Magnoliopsida, Poales, Poaceae. The coding region runs from base 422 to 1435 and encodes 337 amino acids.